Molecule: messenger RNA, 570 nt
Organism: Sesamum indicum (sesame)
Lineage: Eukaryota; Viridiplantae; Streptophyta; Magnoliopsida; Lamiales; Pedaliaceae
Source: RefSeq, a predicted model, not a curated record
UCCCAUUGCAUUUCCUCUCACACACACCGGAGUCGCGCCGUCCCCAUGGCGGAGCAACCCCACGACCAGCGCCCCACCGACGUCAUCAAGAGCUACCUCCCCGAAAAGGGUCCCUCCACCUCUCAAGUCCUCGCCGUCGUGACCCUCUUCCCCCUCGGCGCCGUCCUCCUCUGCCUAGCCGGUCUCAUUCUUACCGGGACCAUCAUCGGCCUCGCCGUCGCCACCCCGCUCUUCGUCAUCUUCAGCCCCAUCUUGGUCCCCGCCGCCCUAACCAUCGCCCUAGCCGUCACCGGUUUCUUGACCUCCGGAGCUUUCGGCAUCACCGCCCUGUCCUCGAUUUCGUGGUUGCUGAACUACGUUAGGCGAAUGCGGGGGAGCUUGCCAGAGCAGCUGGAUCAUGCACGGCGGCGCGUGCAGGAGACGGUGGGCCAGAAGACAAGGGAGGCGGGGCAGAGAAGCCAAGAUGUAAUAAGACCGUGAGGUUUUUGGAUAUUAGAUGUUGGUUAAUUUGUGUGUUUAAUGUAUAUAUGAGGGGUUGAAUAAGUUAAUAAAAUUGCGGAUUUGGUACAA